Talaromyces atroroseus is the source of this 3168-nucleotide messenger RNA. RefSeq lists its product as hypothetical. Gene Ontology annotation, molecular function: protein binding; RNA binding. Bases 1 to 3168 code for a protein of 1055 amino acids. NCBI's taxonomy places the organism in Eukaryota, Fungi, Ascomycota, Eurotiomycetes, Eurotiales, Trichocomaceae. The record is from RefSeq and is a predicted model, not a curated record. The transcript is spliced from 4 exons.
AUGGCUGACAGGCGAGGUGGUGCAGCUGGCGGUGGAGGCAACCGCGGAGCUAAUCGUGGUGGAAGUCGCGGGGGUGAUCGGGGUGGAACUCGUGGAAGUGAUCGGGGUGGUAAUCGUGGAGGUGACCGUGGAGGCUAUCGCGGAGGUGACAGGGGAGGCUAUCGUGGAAGUGACCGGGGCGGUAAUCGCGGAGGUGAUCGGGGUGGAAACCGUGGAGGUGAUCGGGGUGGAAACCGUGGAGGUGACCGUGGAGGCUAUAGAGGUGGUCGCGGAGGCGGUCGUGGAGAUUCUCAGGGAGGCUUACCUUAUCGACCUACAGGAGGUGCAGGAGUAUUUGGUGGCGGUGGACCAAGAGUCUACAACCCUGGAGAGAUUCCUCAGCCCAGUACCGAGGUUGUCAAAGCCGAGAAUGACAUUGAGGCGAAGAUUCUCAAACCAAAUUACACGUCCUCCAAAGCCGAGUUCCCUCUGCGACCUGGGUACGGUACUCAGGGCCGGGAAAUACUUUUGUGGGCAAACUACAUGGAACUCGUGACCAAGGCCAAUGUUCCUGGCUGUUUCAGGUACAGCACUGACAUUGGCAAAGCGCAAGGACUUCCAAUUAGGAAGUGCAAACGGAUCAUUGAAUUGUUGCUGGAGCAGCAUUUUGCUGCUGAUAGAGCCAAAAUAGCCACCGAUUCUCGCUCCAACAUCGUCUCCAGAGUUAAACUUAGCAAAGUGACGCACGACGAUAAUGGCCAGGUAUUUCAAGUUCGCUGGAAGGCGGAAGACGAAGAAGACUACAGGGACAAUGCAGAUGUGUAUCCUGUCACCGUCAAAUUCAUUAUAGAGAUUUCAGUCUCCCAACUGGUGAAUUUUCUGAGUUCGUCAAAUGCAAACGCCGUCUUCGCAUCGAAAGCAGACGUAAUUCAGGCGCUAAACAUCAUUGUUGGCGAGUAUCCUAGGUCUCACCCUAACGUGGCCAGUAUAGGCUCAAACAGACACAUGAGCCUCCAACCUGACCGGGAAGAUCGCUUUGCGCUUGGAGAUGGCCUCGAGGCUAUCAGGGGAUACUUUGUUAGUGUUCGGGCUGCCACAGCAAGGAUCCUUGUGAAUGUUCAGGUCAAAAACAUUGCUGUCUACGAAAGCGGUGGCGGUCUCGUUGGACUCAUAAAGAGCGCAACAGCUCGCAACAACAAUCCUUACGCACUGGAGAAAUUUCUAAAGACGUUGCGUGUACAAGUCACGCAUCUCGUUAGGAAAGGGAAACCUCGCCAGAAGAGCAUUUUUGCUCUGGCCAACCGGAACGAUGGGCCCAAGAAAAAGAAGGGCGAACAGGGACGCGGACCACGAGUCAGUGAUCAUGGUGCUGGUCCAAAUGAUGUCGAGUUUUGGAUUGAGGAAGCAGCGCCGAGCAAAGGCAAAAAGGGGCCAUCAACAGCCGGAAAAUACACCAGCGUUGCAGAUUACUUCAAGUCCCAGUACCGCAUUGAAACUGAUCCCAAACUUCCUGUUAUCAAUGUCGGAACCCGUGAGAAGCCAUCAUAUCUCCCAGCAGAGGUGUGUCAAGUGAUCGCCGGUCAGCCUGCGAAGACGAAAUUAUCUCCAUUCCAGACAUCCAGCAUGAUCAAAUUCGCAGUUCGACCUCCGCAAAAGAACGCGGAAUCGAUUGUCGAUAAAGGCACGCGCCUUUUGGGAUUUGCGCCAACUCGGAACAAUGUGCUGCAAAACUUUGGUCUUGAUCCGACUCCUAAGCUCAUUACAGUGACUGGACGGAUCUUGGUCUCUCCGCAAAUCAGUUAUGGAAACAAGACAAUCCAGCCGGAUAGAGCCGACUGGAAUAUGAACAAGACUAGCUUCAAGACUGCCCCAGCGUUAAGCAGUUGGACUUGGGUAGCGCUAGAUGCUGGGUCGUUAACGAGAAUCUGGAACAACCCGAAUGCGCUUAAUGUCACAUUGAAUUCUUGGACUAAGGAACUCUCGAACGUCGGAAUCCGUGUCGACAGCAAACCAUCGGUUGCUGGGAGAAAGAUCGACAUCGCGAGUGAUGAUUGGGAAGUGCAGAUACAAAAGGUUGUUGAGACCUUGGCCAAGCAAAAGCUCGGUUUCGUCUUGAUCAUCCUGCCGUACCGCGAUACGGCAAUUUACAAUGCAGUCAAACUGAACUGCGAUGUGCGGUAUGGGCUUCGACAUGCUUGUGUCAUCGCGGACAAGUUCGCUUCCAAGGGUGUUCAAUACUACGCCAAUACCACGCUGAAGGUCAAUUUGAAACUGGGCGGGACCAACCACGUACUCGAAAACAAUCAGCUGGGCAUAAUUGACGGAGGUAAAACCAUGGUGGUUGGGAUUGAUGUGACCCAUCCCUCGCCGGGAUCAGCCACAACUGCACCGAGCAUUGCGGGUAUCGUGGCUUCCAUCGACAAGAACCUUGGCCAGUUCCCGGCAGAGCUCCGGGUCCAGACUGCAAAGCAAGAAAAGGUCGAUGCUCUUGACCUUCUACUAAAGUCACGAUUGCAAUUGUGGCACAAGCACAAUAAAGAAUACCCGCAGAACAUCAUCGUCUACCGAGACGGCGUCUCCGAGGGACAGUACGACAUGGUCGUGAACGAGGAGCUACCUCAGCUCAAGAAGGCCGGCAAGGACCUGUACCCUGCUACGGAGCAGAAGAAGGGGUUUCCCCGUAUCUCAAUUGUCGUGGUAGGCAAACGCCAUCACACGCGAUUCUAUCCGACAAGCGAGAAAGACGCCGAAGGCAGAUCCAACAACCCUCCCAACGGCACCGUUGUCGACCGCGGGGUGACCGAAGCACGCACCUUUGAUUUCUUCCUGCAGGCUCAUCGAGCCAUGCUAGGCACAGCCCGACCGGGCCAUUACAUCACGGUCUACGACGAGAUUUUCCGUAGAGAGAAACCCGUGAAACCGCUAAUGAACCCCGCAGACGUUCUCCAAGACCUCUCUCAUCGUCUCUGCUACACUUUUGGCCGCGCCACGAAAGCCGUCAGCAUAUGCCCGCCAGCGUACUACGCUGAUCUGGUGUGCGAGCGAGCCCGCUGCUAUCUUUCCGAUAGCUUUGAUCCGUCUAGUACCGCGGCCAGUGUGUCCGGCUCGACUGAUUCUCAGCAGCGGAACAUCACGCAAGCCAUGGUUACUAUUCAUGAGAAUGUCAAGGAUACGAUGUUUUACAUUUAG